AUGUCAACCACUAUCGACCUGUCCAACCCAUCGACCUGUCAACCUAAUCGAGCCUGUCAACCUAUCGACCUGUCAACCUAUCGACCUGUCAAUCCUAUCGACCUGUCCAACACUAUCGACCUGUCAACGACCAUCGACGCUGUCAACCAUCACCCUGUCAACACUAUCGACCUGUCAACUCCAUCGGACCCUGUCAACCCAUCGACUGUCAAGGCUUAUCGACACGGCUGUCAACAGACCUGUCAACCCCAUGCGAGCCUGUCACCUAUCGACCUGUCAACCCAUCGACCUGUCAACCUAUCGACCUGUCAACCUAUCGGGGACCUGUCUCAAUCCCCCCCUCCGACCUGUGCUCAACCUAUCGACCGUCAAACCCUAUCGACCUGCAACCUAGUCGAACCCUGUCAAACCUAUCCGACUGUCAAACCUAUCGACCUGUCAAAUCCAUCGACGCCUGUCAACCAUCGAACCCCCUGUCAACCAUAUCGACAUGUCAACCUAUCGGACUGUCAACCUAAUCGACCAUCGACCUUGCUAAACCCAUCGACCUGUCAACCCAUCGAACCUGUCCAAACCACACUGUCAACCUUAUCGAACCUGUUAAAAAUCCCAUCGACCUGUUCAACCCAUCACUCCUGUCAACCCAUCGACCUGAUCAAAACCUAUCGAGAACACUGUCAACCCAUCGACCUGUCAACCUAUCGACCUGUCACCUAUCGAACCUUGUCAACCUAUCGGACCUGCUCACCCAUCGGACCUGUCCAACCCAUCACCCUGUCAAGCUAUCGACCCUGUCCAACCCAUCGCCUGUCAACCUAUCGACCCUGCUGUCAACCAUCGACCUGUCAACCUAUCGACCUGUCAACCUAUCGACCUGUCAACCUAUCGACCUGUCAACCCAUCGACACCCUCGUUCAACCUCUCGGACCUGUAACAUACCCAUCGACACCUGUUCAAACAUCGACCUGUCAAACCUAUCGACCUGUCAACCAUCGACCUGUCCAACCUAAUCGACUGUCAACCCACUCGACCUGUCAACCUAUCGACCUGUCAACCCUCGACCUGUCAACCUAUCGACCUGUUCAACCAUCGACCUGUCAAACUUCGAACAACCUGGUACAACCUAUCGACCUGUCGAACCAUCGACCUCGCUCAAGCCUAUCGACCGUCAAACCUAUCCGACCUGUCAACCCAUCACCUAUGUCCAACCUAUCGACCUGUCAACCAUCGACCUCCAUCGACCAUGUACCUAUCGACACGCCGUUCAACCCAUCGACCUGUCAACCCCUCAUCGACCUGUCAACCCAUCGACCUGUAAACCCAUCGACCUUGUCCAAACCCAUCGACCCGUGUCAAACCCAUAUCGACCUGGGUCCACCCGAUCGACUGUCAACCCUAUCGACACACUGCAAACCAUCGACCUGUCAACCCAUCGACCUGUCAACCCAUCGACCUGUCAACCCAUCGACCUGUCAACCUAUCGACCUGUCCAAACCUUAUUCGACCUGUCAAACCCUAUCGACCUGUCAACCUAUCGACCCUGUCAACUAUCGACCCUCGCUCCAAGCUAAUCGACCUGUCAACUAUCGAACUCCUGGUCAACCUAUCGACCCUGUCAACCUAUCGAACCGUCAACUUAUCGACCUGUCCAACCUAUCGACUGUUAAACCUAUGACCGUGUCAAUUAUCGGACCCUGUAAACCUAAUCGAGCCUGUCAACCUAUCAGGGAUCCCGCACCUAUCAAUCCAAGAGUUCAGAGAUGUCGAUUUUAG
Molecule: messenger RNA, 1773 nt
Organism: Penaeus vannamei (Pacific white shrimp)
Lineage: Eukaryota; Metazoa; Arthropoda; Malacostraca; Decapoda; Penaeidae
Source: RefSeq, a predicted model, not a curated record